AAGUGAAGAGCACUAGAACUUAUUCCGUUGGUAGCAGAUCAACGAAUGAGAAACAGAGAGAGAGGGAGAGGAGAGGGAGAUUCAUGCUUAUAUGAAGCCAGAAUUUUGUAGACAGAAGAACUUACAAGUUGUGAGAAGUUUAGGGAGAGAGAGCAGAAGAAGAGAGUACUGCAACCAAAGAAUUGCAAACAGCCUCGAAGCUAGUCUAAACUAGUGGGAGGUUGUCUGCAAAAGGCAGGCUAGUUUUUUCAUCAUCAAAGAAAAGAUUUCAACCAAGAAAUUAUUAGGAAACAAAAUUAAUUAACUCAAGUUUUUUUAAUCGAUAUUUUGAAAUGGCAAGAGGAAAGGUUCAGCUGAAGAGGAUCGAAAACCCGGUUCACAGACAGGUGACGUUUUGCAAACGACGUUCUGGACUGCUUAAGAAAGCCAAGGAGUUGUCUGUACUCUGUGAUGCUGAUGUUGGUAUCAUCAUUUUCUCAAGCCAUGGAAAGCUUUACGAGCUUGCUACCAAAGGAACCAUGGAAGAAGUGAUCGAUAGGUAUGCUGAAACAUCACGAGGGGCACAAAUUGCAGAAGGUGUACAAAAACAAAGUCUGGAAUCCGAGGAAGACAUCGCUACGAUGAAGCAAGAAAUUCAACUUCUCCAAAAAGGGCUCAGGUAUAUGUUUGGGGGAGGAGCUGGGAUUAUGGGUUUGGAAGAAUUAGAUGCAUUAGAAAAACAUCUUGAACUUUGGAUACGUAAUAUCCGCUCAACCAAGAUGCAGAUUAUGUUCCAAGAGAUUCAGAUGUUGAAGAAUAAGGAGGGAAUUCUGAAGGCAGCAAAUGAGAUUCUUCAAGAGAAGAUAGAGGAGCAAAAUGUAAUAUUUGACAUGUCUCCGAUAAUGACCGGAUUUCCAUAUCAACUAACAAUACCAAGUGAUACAUUCAACACAUUCUAGUAGAAAAGGGGUCAUUUAAAUCUAAUCAUAGUAGCAGUUGUAGUAAUGGUUAUUGUGUAGCCAAGGAUUAUCUUAAUAUUGGUGUUUCAAGAUAAUUUGUGAUUAAUUAGUUGUGUUGUGUACAGGUAAAUGACCCCUAAUACCUAUAAUAAUCACAACUAUGUUUAUGUUAGUUAAUUUGCUUUGAGAAGUUUGUAACUGCAUGUAUUAUCCAUGUAGGAAUUGCUUGGUGUAUUUGUUUAUGUGUGUUAUUUGCUACAUUAAAACCUUAUUGUUAUAUUAUUAAUUAUUGUAAGUUUGUAUUAA
Messenger RNA from Papaver somniferum (opium poppy), 1244 nucleotides. RefSeq names its product agamous-like MADS-box protein AGL12. Gene Ontology annotation, molecular function: RNA polymerase II cis-regulatory region sequence-specific DNA binding; protein dimerization activity; DNA-binding transcription factor activity, RNA polymerase II-specific. Gene Ontology annotation, biological process: positive regulation of transcription by RNA polymerase II. Gene Ontology annotation, cellular component: nucleus. Lineage: Eukaryota; Viridiplantae; Streptophyta; Magnoliopsida; Ranunculales; Papaveraceae. The transcript is spliced from 7 exons. The record is from RefSeq and is a predicted model, not a curated record. Bases 333 to 938 code for a protein of 201 amino acids.